CCAAGACCUUUAUGUUACGUCAGUUAAAUCGAAUAGGCCCCUGACAUAUGUCACGAUUAUAAUCCCGCCUGGGGUGUGAGGCCUGCGAGAUGAAAUGGUGCCAAACGAAAUGUCCAACGAUCCCUAUUGUUAGAAAGUGCUGCUUCUUUGUGCCCAUACGGAAAGGAGUUAUUAUAUUCGGAUAUGUCAAUUUGGUGCUCACUCUCCUCGUGUUCCCAUUCUUCGUCUUUAUGCUGGUGGAGGAGGCGACUAAAGAUGACGACGGCGAGGAACUGCCUCCACGCAUGGACCCCAUAGUGCAUAUACCGCUGACCCUCGCCUUUCUGCUCACUGAUGUUGUCAUGUACAUCGUGCUGCUUAUUGGAGCCCAUAAGAGAAAACAGGGCUUACUGAGAAGCUACCUGUACUUCGGCCUCGUGUUCCAAGUGGUGACUUUCUGCGUGGAUAUGGUGUUCCUUGACAUGGAAGAGUACCUUGAGAACGCCGUGUAUUUCUUCUUUUUAGGUCUGAACCUGUACCUGCUUUUUCUGGUCUACAACACAGUACGGGUCAUUGAGGAGAGUGCAGUCCAGUAUGUGGCGCAUCAGGAUUUGAGGCAUCUCAUCAUAUGACGUCAAUACUCUCGACAGAUCUCAACAACAAAAUGGAGCAUAAGAAAACUCGCGGUCACAAUACAAUCAAAUGAAAUCCA
Molecule: messenger RNA, 691 nt
Organism: Cydia strobilella
Lineage: Eukaryota; Metazoa; Arthropoda; Insecta; Lepidoptera; Tortricidae
Exons: 4
Coding region: 90-611 (173 amino acids)
Source: RefSeq, a predicted model, not a curated record